This is a messenger RNA of Ochotona curzoniae (black-lipped pika), 1309 nucleotides long. RefSeq names its product phytanoyl-CoA 2-hydroxylase (gene PHYH). Gene Ontology annotation, biological process: fatty acid alpha-oxidation. Gene Ontology annotation, molecular function: phytanoyl-CoA dioxygenase activity. The transcript has 9 exons. The coding region runs from base 46 to 1062 and encodes 338 amino acids. Lineage: Eukaryota; Metazoa; Chordata; Mammalia; Lagomorpha; Ochotonidae. The record is from RefSeq and is a predicted model, not a curated record.
UAAGUCAGGGUGCAGGCCGGACCCGCGGAGACCCACGCCGCCGCCAUGGAGCAGUGCCGCGCCGGCUCCCGCCUGCGGAUCGUGCUGGGACACCUCGGCCGGCCUUCGGCCGCGGCCCUUGUGCCUCACCCCACUUCAGGAGUAGUUUCCUCCACCAGUUUACAUCCUCAGCAGUUCCAGUAUACUCUGGAUAAUGAUGUCCUAAGCCUGGAACAGAGGAAAUUUUAUGAAGAAAAUGGUUUCCUUGUCAUUAAAAAUCUGGUGUCAGAGGCUGAUAUUGAACGUUUUCGGAUGGAGUUUGAAAGAAUCUGCAGGAAGGAGGUGGAACCAGUGGGCUUACGGAUAAUGAGAGAUGUGGCCACUGUGAAAUCAGAACACGGUGUGGGGGAGAAAACGAUUUCAAAGAUCCAGGACUUCCAGGAGGAUGAGGAGCUCUUCCGGUACUGCACCCUGCCAGAGAUUCUGAAAUACGUGGAGUGCUUCACUGGACCCAAUAUUAUGGCUAUGCACACAAUGCUGAUAAACAAACCUCCAGAUACCGGAAAGAGGACAAGCCGUCACCCCCUGCAUCAGGAUCUGCAUUAUUUCUCCUUCCGGCCCAGCAAUCUCAUUGUGUGUGCUUGGACCGCGAUGCAACACAUUGACCGGAACAACGGCUGCCUGGUUGUGCUCCCAGGCAGCCAUAAAGGCUCCCUGAAGGCACAUGACUACCCAAAGUGGGAGGGGGGAGUUAACAAGAUGUACCAUGGGAUUCAGGACUACGACGAGAACAACGACCGUGUGCACCUUGUCAUGGAGAAGGGGGACACGGUCUUCUUCCAUCCUUUGCUGGUCCAUGGAUCGGGGCAGAACAGAACUCCAGGCUUCCGGAAGUCCAUUUCCUGCCAUUUUGCCAGCUCCAACUGCCACUACAUUGAUGUGAAAGGCACCAGUCAGGAAAAUAUCGAGAAGGAGGUUGUAGAAAUAGUGAAGAGAUUUCUGGGAGUAAAGGGUGACCUAAACUUAAAGGAUAUUUGGAUGUUUCGAAGUCGACUUGUGAAAGGAGAACGCAUCAACCUCUGAAACAACUACUCACAACUAGAAGGAAGGAAGCCAAACCAAAACCAGGAAUCAAAGGAAAAUCUUUUCUGUGAGAUUCAAUCAUUUCUUGUUAACAAAAUCAAAAAUCAAGUAGCAGGAACUCAAUUUCAGGCAGUUAAUUCUACAAAGCCGUGAUGGUGUUGUAAUGGAAGUAAAAUAUUAAAACUAAUUAGUAUGGUCUUAAGGAAAACUCCCAGAGUUACAACUAGAUAAUAAAGCUGAUUGGUGU